ACACGUCUCUCCCUAUCCGUGGAUACCAGAGGCUGCAACGCCUUACGGGUACGCUGGAGCUCCUCUACCUAGGUCCACGUUUUGAAGCUCGCUUGACUGUUCUUGGCUCGACUAAGCCAUCUUCAGGCGUCAGCACCUACAGUCGAACUCGCUUAGACGGCUAUGUUGAAGCUAUUCGGGCCAUUCAACCUCGCCAAAACUUACAAUCACAGUAGCUCUGCUAGCCGCUGCAUCUCGCUAUCCGGACUGCAUGUGAUGGAUGCAACCCCGUUCAAUUCAUCCCAUCUUCAUCCCGCACUUUCACGCUCUCCCCCAACUUCUCCCCAUUCCAUCCAACUUUUUUUUCCCUCCCCCAAGUUUCCCCCAUCAUCUAUCCUCCAAUCCCCCGGCCCCGGCCCCAAAUGGGACAAUGCUCGGUGGUACUCGAUGCGCUAACUGCCUUCAGGUCCCUCUAUUCGGAGCCUACUAUGGUAGACACUUCGUCUUGGUGUUCAGUUUGGCCGAGUUCCUGUCCGUUGUGGAUCGCCUCACAUGCACUUUCAGACGCCGUGCGUCUCUGUUUCUCUCCGCCUGGAGAUAUCGGGGUCUCCAAGCAACCCCAUAUCUCCAGCUUUACGAAGCCGGUACCCAAUCACGACGUUGCUUCCGCCAGAUCGCGCGCCUGCUCGUCUGAUUCCGCGGGUGCUUUCGGGGCUCCGCGCUCAUCGUCCAACUCACAAGCCGUACGAAACAGCCGUACGAAGACACCGCCUAUAGGUAGUCGAAAGAGUCACGUCGUACCACCACCCCACCCGAGUCAGCGUGUGUUACUGUUAACAGGGCCCAAAGUCCGAAUGACCAACAAGUUUUCCCUCCAGGCACUCCAGAUUUGGGCUCCCUCCCCCCCGGGGCCUGUCGCCAGUGGGUGCCUUCCGAGCCAUCCCUGGUCGGCCUCCGUACCCAGGUGCUUACUUUUACCUGUCACGGCCGUGAUAUCGGCCCGUCUUUGAUGACGGCCCCAUUCAACCAUGCCCGAAAUCACGACAGCGGCCU
Molecule: messenger RNA, 1032 nt
Organism: Colletotrichum godetiae
Lineage: Eukaryota; Fungi; Ascomycota; Sordariomycetes; Glomerellales; Glomerellaceae
Exons: 1
Coding region: 402-989 (195 amino acids)
Source: RefSeq, a predicted model, not a curated record